Messenger RNA from Mollisia scopiformis, 1557 nucleotides. Its product is annotated as Phox-like protein. Bases 160 to 1293 code for a protein of 377 amino acids. The record is from RefSeq and is a predicted model, not a curated record. Gene Ontology annotation, molecular function: phosphatidylinositol phosphate binding. NCBI's taxonomy places the organism in Eukaryota, Fungi, Ascomycota, Leotiomycetes, Helotiales, Mollisiaceae. The transcript has a single exon.
CAAGAACGUCAACACACAGCUCUUCCCCUCAAUCCACGACAACCAUCCAUUUUCACCACUCUUGAAUCUGCCCACGACUAUACACGAUAUACAGCUCCACAGAGGAACAAUCCACUGAAUCAUAACCUCCUUAUAUCACCACGUCACAUCCCCAAGAUCAUGGCACCACCACUCGAGCUCUCCAUCCCCAGCACAAUCCUCUCCAACACCCCGAACGAAAAGCCCUACACCCUCUACAACAUCACCCUCCGCCUCCCCCUCCGCACCUUCGUCGUCCAAAAACGCUACUCCGACUUCGCCACCCUCCACAAAGAACUCACCUCCCUCAUCUCCCAACCGCCGCCCUCCGCCCUCCCCUCAAAAUCCUGGUUCAAAUCCACCGCCUCCUCGCCCGAGCUCACCGAGUCCCGUCGCCAGGGCCUAGAAACCUAUCUCCGGUCCAUCGCCGAGGGUCCCGAUCGCAGAUGGCGCGAGACGAGCGUCUGGAGGAGUUUCCUGAAUCUGCCGAGUACCGGGUCCGGCAGUGCCAGCUCGGCGAGGAAUGAGCUGAUAGCGCAGAAUCAGAGGGGGAGUGCGGCGCAGGCGGGCCAGUUCGCGGCCGAUCCGCAGGUGUGGUUGGAUUUGUUGAGGGAGUUGAAGGGGCAGUUGCAUGAUGCGAGGCUGUUCUUGGGGAGGAGGGAUGGGGCUACGACGGCGCAGGGGCAGUAUGAGGCGGGGGCUAAUGCGAAGAGGUGUUUGGUUAAGGCUGGGGGAUUGAUUGGGAAUCUGGAGGAAGGGUUGCAGAUCAUUGGGGAUAGGGAGAAAGCGGGACGGGGAGAGGGGAGGGUUGGUGCGGGAGAGUUGAGGAGGAGGAGGGAUUUAUUAGGGUCAGCGAAGGUAGAGAGGGAGGGGUUGGAGAAGUUGGCUGUUAGUCUUGCGGUGAAGAGUCAGAAUAAGGGGAGUGGGAGUGCGUUGGCUGGAGCGGUGGCUACGCAGCAGGAUAAGAGUGCGUUGUUUGGACCGAAUGUUACGAAAUUCAGUGGGCGAGUACUGGGAGCACCGGUUCCAGAGACGGAUAAAACGAGAGAGCUGGACAACGACGGUGUUUUGCAGCUCCAAAAGCAACUGAUGGAAGACCAGGACUUGGAUGUGGAAGAGCUGGGCAAGAUCGUGAAGAGGCAAAAAGAAAUGGGACUGGCAAUCAAUUCCGAGCUGGAAUUGCAGAACGCCAUGCUGAAGAGAGUGGAUGAAGAUGCCGACAGGGUCAACAGGAAGAUCGAGGUCGCGAAGAAGAGAAUGCAGAAGAUCUCAUGACUUCUGUGCUUGGUGGCGGUUCUGCUAUUUGGGCUUCAGCAUUAGCGUGGAGUCUUCUUUUCGUUUCCCGAAUGUCCAUGGCGAUUCUUGUGUAUGAUAAUGUUGAUGUAGGAUGAAGAUGAAGUUAUGUUUGAUACCUUUGUUUUGUUGUGCCUGGGGCUUUACAAGAUUGAUAUUGUCUCUUUUUUGUUUAUACCAUGGCUUAAUGGGUCCGAUUAGAUGAUUGUAUAUGAAAAUAAAUGAUUCAGUGGCUAUGAUAUAUCA